CCACCCAGCGCAGCGCUCCCCGCGGGUCCGACCGUGGCUCCCAGCGCCCCCGCGCCGCGCACACCGCCCGGAGGCGCCUGCUCCAGGGACCGCGACCUGAGCUCCAGUCCGGUCCGGUUGGCGACAGAGCAGAAGCUAUUCUCAGCGGGAUCAUUCGUAAGCCAGAGACACUAACGCUGUGACAUAUGCCCGUCCCACCGCCACCACCCCCUCCUCCUCCGCCUCCACCUCCCCCACCCCUGGGGGCUCCCCCUCCUCCCCCACCAUCAGCACCUGUGAUAAGCACAGACACUCCCAGCUUGAGGAAGGCAGAUCUUAAAGGUCGGAGUGCACUAUUGGCUGACAUCCAACAAGGAACUCGCCUACGGAAAGUCACGCAGAUCAAUGACCGAAGUGCCCCGCAAAUUGAGAGUUCAAAAGGAACAAACAAAGAAGGAGGAGGUGCCACAACUCCACGAGGAGGAAGCACGCCCCCAGCCCUGGGAGAUCUGUUUGCGGGGGGCUUUCCUGUUCUACGACCAGCAGGCCAGAGAGAUGGAUCAGGUGGCAGGACAGGGCCGGCCCCUGGCUCCCGAGCGCCAUCUCCGCGGCUACCCAACAAAGCUCCGUGCGCCCCGUCUACGCCCACCGCCUCCCCCAGGCCCGGUCCCUCGCGCCCCGGGGUGCCCGCGCCCGCGCCCCCCACCGCGCCCCCGCCGCCCCCGCCGCUCCCCGCCCCGUCCCCCAUCAAGGCCCCAUCGGGGCCCCCCAGCAAAGGAAACCCUCCGGCCGCGCCGCCCCCGCCGCCGCUCCCGGGUGACAAGGCCCUGAAGGCCCAGCUGGCCCCGCUGCCGCUGCCGCCCGCUCCCCCGCCGCUGCCCCUGCUGCCGCCCUGCGGGAACCCGGGGCUAGCGGGGGGCGCGGCCAGCCCGGCCCCCGAGCCGCCCCCGCCGCCCCCUCUGCCCGCCUACGCUCCCUGCACCCCCAGGUCCUCGGGCCCGGCGCCUCCCUUACCAAGCAGCAAUGAACCGCCACCUCCACUGCCCCCCAAGUCCCCCUGCUACCCGGCCCAGCCCGCCAAGCCCAGCGCGCAGCCCGGACCCCCGGGGACUCAGCCCUAUGUGCAGAAGAAACGCCCUGGCCGCGGCCCAGGGACAAGUGGCGGGAAGCUCAACCCGCCCCCUGCACCCCCGGCCAGGUCGCCCACCACGGAGCUUUCCAGCAAGAGCCAGCAGGCCUGGACCUCCAACCAGCAGCCAGGAGGGCAGCUGCGGAAUGGGAACCUGCCCACCAUGGAUGACUUUGAAUCUAAAUUCACCUUCCAUUCAGUGGAAGACUUUCCUCCUCCGGAUGAAUAUAAACCAUGCCAGAAGAUUUACCCCAGCAAGAUGCCCAGAAGCCACCCCCCUGGCCCCUGGCUCCAGGCUGAGGCAACAGGGCCCGGCUCAGAGGACAUCAAAGGCAGAAACUCUCAGUUAGCUAUGAAGACUCUCCGGUGAGAAGACAGAUGAAGCCCAGUUUCCGUGCGCCCCCUGGGCCUCCCCCUCAAGGCGGGCACCCCAGAGAACAAGUCCCUCCCACUCAUCAUCCAGCUGACUCACUUGCCCUCCUGGUUCCAAGUGGAGCAUUUAUUUAUUGUACAUAGGUGGUGUGCGCAGGCUGUAAGCAGUAUUGUCGUCAACUUUUAUUUAAGUCAUUUUUAAGACGACCCACUUACCCCAUUUUUAAGUGUAUUCUGUUCCUUGUUGUCACUCUGUCCAGCUGGAGCCCGUUCCCCUCCUCUUGUGUCCACCCUGUGACCUCCCCUCUGUGUGGGUGCUGCCCUUCCUACACUUAGACCCAUUCUUAGGAACACUCUUCCUUUGAUGGUGGCCCCAGGGUCACAGCCACCCCGACUUCUUAUUGGCAUGAUUUCAUUUUUCCCUCGCCCCAACUGCGAAAUCAAACCAAACAAUGCCUUAGCGAUGCCCGCUCCCUGGAGAGCCGUGUGUCCCGCACCCGACCGCGCCAUGCAGCCUCCGUGAGCACGAGGCCAUGCUGUUGUUUCUAUUUCUUAGUACAGGGAUAUUUUUUUUUUAAAUUUUGGCUGCCUAAUGUAAAUAUACUGCAAAUCAAGGCAAGCCUUGGCUUGCUUCCCCCAACCCCCAGUGCUGAGCACAGUGCCCUUUUAUAACUGAACCAUAUGAUCCAACAAGUAGCCAAGCUCUUUUACUGUUUACAGUGGCCCAGUGCUCAAGCCCUGAGCCUUUCCUCCUGCCCCCCAAGCUCCCACCAUGGGCCCAGCCCAAGGGCGACUUGAUGAUAAGAGUUCAGUAUUUCCCCUGCAAGUCAGACACAUAAGCACCUCAUUUUUUUUUUAUAGUAAAUUAACCAAUUCUGGCUCAAGAGAUCGUUUUCCUCUCCCGAGUUCGGACUUCCUGUGGGAAACGGGAGAAGAAAAAGUACAGAUCCAAAUGUGUUGUGAAGUGAGCCAGAGCAGUAGUGCAAUGGGUCCAACACUUACUUUACAUGUGGCAGAACCCGGGUUCAAUCCCUGGCACCAUUUGUGGUCCCUCAAGCUCGCCUGGAGUGAACCCUGAGUGCAAAGCCAGGAAUAAUCCCUGAGCACCACCAAGUGUGGCCCCAAAACCAAACAACAACAACAUCAACACAAUGUAUUGUGGAGUAUCUGCCUCCAAUCCCCAGGGACCCCCUCGCAGGCGUUGACAACCUACCAGCAUCCACAGGCAAAAUCCCCUGCUCUGUACUCAACAGCCCACGCUGCAGCCUCUCUCAGAGAAGGGGUGGGGACAAAUGCAGCAGCCCCUGAAGAUGCCCCGCCAGGACCGGACAUGUCAGCACACAUGUUUUAUUCCCCUGGAGCAGGUCGGGGAAUGGAAGUGUGUCCUUGUGGGUCGCCUACCCCUACCUGCCCCCCAUCCCUGGAGAGGAAGGAGAGAACAGAGGGAAACUGGUUCCUGAGCAGUGCUCCCGGCCUCUGCGGCGUGGAGGUGGAGGAGGAGAGUGGGGACGAGCAGUGGAAAACAGGGCUCCUGGGUAGCUCUCGCGUCAAACCUUAAUGCCAUCACCCCACACCACGUGGUCGCCACACGCGUCAUUGGUUAGGCGAGGUUUGGCCUCACCUGGCUGCGUCCUAGCUAUAGUCUGCAGGAAAGAUCAAGGAGGAGCUUCCUCGUUCCAGACAGACACACCUGAGCAGGGUCCAGCUCCCUUCCAGGGCCUUCAGACCCGCCAGCUGGCCACCACCAGGUCACUGGCUGAGAGGCCAGUGCUCUGCUCUAAGAACAGUUGAUUGAUUUAUUUUUUCCCCUGUUGAUUCUGGAAGGUUACCAAAUGGUCAGAAUCCACUCCCCUCCCCUCCUAGCUGUAUAAAGUCACGAGUCUGAUCAGGAAGAUCACGGCCCUAGACAAAGAACAGCCCUUUUCCCAGGAGCCCGCCCCAGUGAGGAGGUUACAUGUUUGUGUUCUGCACCACUGGCAAAGAAGGAAAAUGAAAAUGAUUCAAGGACAUAGGGAAGAGCAGAAACCAAAAAAAUUGUGAUUAGGGAGAAAUCUCAGGAAUCAGGCUUCCUCUCUCCUCGAGACCAGUCACUAGAUCAUACCCUUCCAUGCCCUGACCCAUACCCACACCCUUCCAUGCUCUUUAACCCAUGCCAUGCGCUGGGUUCCCUCUGACAGGUGUAGCCUCCCCAACACCCCCCCUUCCUCCCUGGAACAUUCUCGCUUGACCCUGUUAUCUGCGAGAGCCCCCAUAUUUCACCUGUGUUUUAUAUUUAUUGAUGUUCUCUCUGCAGAUUCUGUUCUUUGUACCUAAUAAACUUUAAUAUGUGGA
Molecule: messenger RNA, 3811 nt
Organism: Sorex fumeus (smoky shrew)
Lineage: Eukaryota; Metazoa; Chordata; Mammalia; Eulipotyphla; Soricidae
Gene: WIPF3
Product: WAS/WASL interacting protein family member 3
Exons: 9
Coding region: 186-1478 (430 amino acids)
Molecular function (GO): actin binding
Source: RefSeq, a predicted model, not a curated record